Lipotes vexillifer (Yangtze River dolphin) is the source of this 981-nucleotide messenger RNA. The record is from RefSeq and is a predicted model, not a curated record. NCBI's taxonomy places the organism in Eukaryota, Metazoa, Chordata, Mammalia, Artiodactyla, Lipotidae.
AAGCCGCCCUACAGCUACAUCGCGCUCAUCACCAUGGCCAUCCAGAACGCGCCGGACAAGAAGAUCACCCUGAACGGCAUCUACCAGUUCAUCAUGGACCGCUUCCCCUUCUACCGGGAGAACAAGCAGGGCUGGCAGAACAGCAUCCGCCACAACCUCUCGCUCAACGAGUGCUUCGUCAAGGUGCCGCGCGACGACAAGAAGCCAGGCAAGGGCAGCUACUGGACGCUGGACCCGGACUCCUACAACAUGUUCGAGAACGGCAGCUUCCUGCGGCGCCGGCGGCGCUUCAAGAAAAAGGACGUGCCCAAGGAGCAGGAGGAGCGCGCGCGCCUCAAGCAGCCGCCGCCGGCGCCGUCCACGGGCGCCCCGGCCGCGCCCCCACUAGCGGCCGCCCCCAAGGAGGCCGAGAAGACGGUGGUGGUCAAGAGCGAGGCGGCGUCGCCGGCGCUGCCGGUCAUCACCAAGGUGGAGACGCUGAGCCCCGAGAGUGCGCUGCAGGGCAGCCCGCGCAGCGCGGCCUCUACGCCCGCCGGCUCCCCCGACGGCUCGCUGCCGGAGCACCACGCAGGCGCGCCCAACGGGCUGCCCGGCUUCAGCGUGGAGAAUAUCAUGACGCUGCGAACGUCGCCGCCGGGCGGCGAGCUGAGCCCCGCGGCCGGGCGCGCGGGCCUGGUGGUGCCGCCGCUGGCCCUGCCCUACGCCGCCGCGCCGCCCGCUGCCUACGGCCAGCCGCGCGCGCAGGGCCUGGAGGCUGCGGGCGCCGGGGGCUACCAGUGCAGCAUGCGCGCCAUGAGCCUGUACACCGGGGCCGAGCGGCCGGCGCACAUGUGCGUCCCGCCCGCGCUGGACGAGGCCCUCUCGGACCACCCGAGCGGCCCCACAUCGCCCCUGAGCGCCCUCAACCUCGCCGCCGGCCAGGAGGGCGCGCUCGCCGCCGCCGGCCAUCACCACCAGCAUCACGGCCACCACCACCCGCAG